This is a messenger RNA of Penicillium argentinense, 2547 nucleotides long. Its product is annotated as beta-mannosidase. The coding region runs from base 1 to 2547 and encodes 848 amino acids. Gene Ontology annotation, biological process: glycoprotein catabolic process; carbohydrate metabolic process. Lineage: Eukaryota; Fungi; Ascomycota; Eurotiomycetes; Eurotiales; Aspergillaceae. The record is from RefSeq and is a predicted model, not a curated record. Gene Ontology annotation, molecular function: beta-mannosidase activity. The transcript is spliced from 5 exons.
AUGAAUUUUUUUGAACAGCCUUUGUCCACUGGGUGGGCAUUCAAGGACCGGGACGAUGAUGCUCCAGACGCGUGGAUGCCUGUAACGGCAGUACCCUCGACUGUGCAGCAGGACCUCAUUGCGAACAGAAAGUUGCUCGAGGAUCCGUACAUUGGUCUCAACGAACUAAAGGCUCACUGGGUCAACGAAAAAUCAUGGAUAUACCGAACAGAGCUGAAGAGACCAGAAAUCCCUAUUGGCACGAAAGUGGACUUGGUGUUCGAUGGCUUAGACACAUUUGCAUCAGUCACGCUCAAUGGCCAGAACAUCCUGACAAGCAGCAAUAUGUUCAUUGGUCAUCGGGUAGAUGUAACAAAGUUGCUGCUCGAAUCCGACGGCCCACACAUACUAGAGAUCGAGUUUGAUUGCGCCCAGCUCAAGGCGCAGGAGGUACGCAGCAAGUACCCAGAUCACCGAUGGGAUGGCUUCAACGGUGAUAUGGCACGUCUGGCCGUACGCAAGGCACAAUACCAUUGGGGUUGGGAUUGGGGCCCAGUCAUCAUGACCGCUGGUAUCUGGCGCGAUGUACGCUUAGAGGUAUACUCUGCGCGAGUAGCUGAAUUAUGGCCACAGACACAGCUGGAGCCCAAUCACAAGACAGCCACCGUCACAGUAACUGCAGAAAUCGAUGCCGCCAUCUCCGGAAACUAUACAGCUAGCUUCUGUCUGUCUCUGCGUGGAGAGGAGAUUGUCCGUCAAAACUUUUCUGUGAAAGUGAGCUCUAGUAAGUCUGUCGAAGCCAAGUUGCAGAUUAACAAUCCAGAGCUGUGGUGGCCUCAUGGAUAUGGCUCUCAGCCCCUGUACGAUAUGUCAGUAUCAGUUUCUGGAAAUGCAAAGGAGCUACAUAAAAUGUCGAAGAAGUUCGGCAUUCGGUCAGCCGAAGUUAUCCAACAGCCUGACAAGCACGGGAAAUCUUUUUUCUUUCGAAUCAACGGAGAAGAUAUAUUCUGUGGUGGUUCUUGCUGGAUUCCGGCCGAUAACCUCCUCCCCAGCAUUAGUCAAGAGCGAUACAGAAAGUGGAUUGACCUCAUGGUUAAGGGAGGUCAGACCAUGGUCAGAGUAUGGGGCGGAGGAAUUUACGAGGAUAAAGCCUUCUACGAGGCUUGCGAUGAGUCGGGUCUACUAGUCUGGCAAGACUUCAUGUUUGCCUGCGGAAAUUACCCAGUCUGGCCUGAGUUUCUGGAAUCGAUACAGCAGGAGGUAACUUACAAUGUCUGCCGCUUACGACACCACCCUUCCAUCGUCUUAUACGUGGGAAACAACGAAGACUACCAAGUUCAGGAGCAGGCCAACCUUACCUACAAUUACGAUGAUAAGGAUCCAGAAUCCUGGCUCAAGACGGAUUUCCCUGCGCGCUACAUCUAUGAGAAGCUACUGCCGGAAGCGAUGGCUAAGCUCUCCCCGAGUACCUUCUACCACCCAGGGAGCCCUUGGGGUGAUGGAAAAGUCACUUCUGAUCCUACUAUUGGAGACAUUCAUCAGUGGAAUGUUUGGCACGGAACACAGGAAAAGUACCAGAUAUUUGAUACCCUAGGCGGUCGCUUCAAUAGCGAAUUUGGUAUGGAAGCGUUUCCACACAUGGCAACGAUCGAGUAUUUUAUCGAAAACGAAUCCGAAAAGUUCCCGCAAUCUCAGGUUAUGGACUUUCAUAAUAAGGCGGAUGGCCACGAACGACGACUAGCGACCUAUCUCGUGGAGAACCUUCGUAUGGCAACUGAUCUUGAGACGUAUAUUUAUCUUACCCAGGUGGUGCAGGCGGAGACGAUGAUGUUUGGAUACCGUGGAUGGCGUCGCCAAUGGGGAAAUGAUCGCCAAUGUGGCGGGGCAUUGUUAUGGCAAAUCAACGAUUGCUGGCCGACAAUCUCAUGGGCGAUUAUAGACUACUUCCUACGACCCAAACCAGCGUACUAUACAGUUAGACGUGUGAUGGGGCCGCUAGCGAUUGGCGUUCGCCGAGAACACCACGACUGGAGUGUCGUUCACGCGAGACCCCCAACUACGAGCAAGUAUGAGGUAUGGGUUGCUAGUAGUGGCCGAGAGGUGCUGCAUGGUACCGUCGAGCUUCGGUUUUUGUCGGUAGCGAGCGGGCAAGAUCUACGGCCCCCAAGUGUUUACGAUGUCACCAUCACUCCCAACGGUACGACUAAUAUGGUUUCUGACGGAAUCAUUGAUCACCUCACGCAGCCCGAGGCUCACGUGCUCGCCGCGCGACUCUGGGUAGACGGUCACGUUGUGGCCCGUGAUGCCGAUUGGCCGCAGCCGUUCAAGUACCUUGAUUUUAGUGACCGCGGCCUGGAAGUAAAGGCCCAUAAUGGGACUACACCUGGACAGCAGAUCCUCACUAUCAGUGCACGCAGACCGGUGAAGUGCCUCGUAUUUGAGGAACGGGAGAACGUACACCUCAGCGACAGCGCGUUGGAUAUCAUGCCAGGCGACGAGCAGACGGUGACAGUCUCAGGGUUCAGUGAGAGCCACUCUCCACUCAAGUAUCGCUACUUGGGCCAGUGA